Messenger RNA from Ctenocephalides felis (cat flea), 372 nucleotides. RefSeq names its product LIM domain only protein 3-like. Gene Ontology annotation, molecular function: transcription coactivator activity; DNA-binding transcription factor binding. The record is from RefSeq and is a predicted model, not a curated record. NCBI's taxonomy places the organism in Eukaryota, Metazoa, Arthropoda, Insecta, Siphonaptera, Pulicidae. Bases 1 to 372 code for a protein of 123 amino acids. Gene Ontology annotation, biological process: positive regulation of transcription by RNA polymerase II. The transcript is spliced from 3 exons. Gene Ontology annotation, cellular component: nucleus.
AUGACCAUGGAUGUGUCAAAAGCUGAGACCGGGCCACCCGGAGCUCCUCAACAAUGUGCAGGGUGCGGGAAGCAAAUCCAGGACAGGUAUCUUUUGAGGGCCUUGGAUUUAUUAUGGCAUGAAGAUUGUUUAAAAUGUGGUUGCUGUGAUUGCAGACUUGGAGAAGUAGGAUCAACUUUAUACACCAAAGCAAAUCUCAUACUUUGUAAAAGAGAUUAUUUAAGAUUAUUUGGAAAUACAGGCUACUGUGCUGCCUGUAAUAAAGUUAUUCCUGCCUUUGAAAUGGUUAUGAGGGCCAGAACGAAUGUUUACCAUCUAGAAUGUUUUGCCUGUCAGCAAUGCAAUCAUAGGUAUGUCCAAUUUAUUGAUUAA